Molecule: messenger RNA, 1998 nt
Organism: Acytostelium subglobosum LB1
Lineage: Eukaryota; Evosea; Eumycetozoa; Acytosteliales; Acytosteliaceae
Exons: 4
Coding region: 1-1998 (665 amino acids)
Molecular function (GO): pseudouridylate synthase activity
Source: RefSeq, a predicted model, not a curated record
AUGACAUCAUCGUCAUCAUCAUUGAACAAAGAUAUGUCAUAUCUAUCUAAUCUUAUUCAGUUGUCUGAUCAAGUGCGAUAUGCAUUAAACAAUAAUAUACCUGUUGUGGCAUUGGAAUCCACGAUCAUCUCACAUGGCAUGCCAUAUCCACAGAACUAUCAAACGGCCAAACAAGUUGAAGACAUUGUCAGAGAGAAUGGCGCAGUGCCAGCGACAAUCGCAAUCAUCAAUGGAACUAUUCGUGUUGGUCUGGACGACGCACUGCUUCAUCACCUCGCCACGGUUGGUAAACAUGCGGUCAAGACAUCGAGACGCGACCUGGCCGUCGUCGUGUCGCAGGAUCAUCUGGUUGGCUCGACCACAGUGUCUGCAACGAUACUGAUAUCCAACCUGGCUGGAAUCAAGGUGUUUGUAACGGGUGGACUCGGCGGAGUGCAUCGUGGCGCCGAAGUGACAAUGGACAUCUCAGCAGAUCUCACCGAGCUUGGCAAGAAUGAUGUGGCAGUCGUGUGUGCUGGUGUCAAGAGUAUAUUGGACAUUGGAAAGACACUAGAGUACUUGGAGACACAGGGUGUCACGGUGAUCACCUAUCAAUCUGACAAGUUCCCAUCGUUCUUUACGUCAACCAGCGCGUUCCAAUCACCUAACCGUCUGGACACGCCCAAGGCCAUUGCCAAGGUCAUUCAUACCAAUCAUCAAUUGACACUUGGAAGUGGCAUGGUCAUUGCAGUGCCCAACGACUAUCCCAACAAGAUAGACAUCGAUACAGCAAUAGAGCAAGCAAUCAAAGAGGCAGAGAUGAACAAGAUAUCUGGAAAGGAUACAACACCUUAUCUAUUGAAGAGAGUUAAUGAACUUACUGGUGGCCAAUCAUUGGAAUCGAACAUCCAUCUCAUUAAACGUAAUGCCGUCAUUGGAUCACAGAUUGCUGCCCAGUUGGCUAUACUGCGUGGUCCAUCCACCGCCAUUGGCAUAAACAACCAACAGCCUACUUCCAUUGCUGAUGUGGUCGUAGUUGGAGGUGCAGUUAUAGACUUGAUGUCACAUCCACACAAGAAUACUGCAUUCACAAUGGGUACAUCAAAUCCAGGUUCGAUGAGUAUCAAGGUUGGAGGAGUUGGAAGGAACAUCGCCGAAGUCACCCAUCGACUAAACAUGAACACAUUAUUCGUCAGCUUGGUUGGCAAGGACAUCCAGUCACACAAGAUAAUCGAUCAUUUCAAUCAACUUGGUUUGUCCACAAGGGCCAUGGAGAAGUUGGAUGAUGUGUCAACAGCCACAUACAAUGCCAUCAUGAACAAUGGUGAAUUACAAGUUGCAAUUGCCAUCAUGGACAUAUUCGAUCAAAUUACACCAACAUAUAUUACAAAGUAUAGACAAGAUAUUGCCAAGAGCAAGAUGAUUGUAUUCGAUGGCAAUAUACCAAUGGAUACCAUGUCAUUGCUCAUGUCCAUCGGUAAAGAGAACAAUAUUCCAGUAUUCUUUGAACCAACCAGUGUACACAAGUCUACCAAACUAUUCGCGAUCACAUCAACAUCAGGACCAGUGGCGGUCAACUACACAUCACCAAACGUCGAUGAACUACUGGCGAUGGCAAAGGAGAUUUGCAAGAAUGGAAAACAUCAACAACUGGCUAAUUGUCAAGGCGCAGACUUUAAGUCCAGGGACAUUCAAUCACUCAAGAAACACACGGCAGUGUUGUUGGACGCUGGAGUUGGAACAGUGUUCCUCAAGGCUGGCAGAGAUGGAGUGUACGUCAUCACGAACAAACCAGACAAGACACAAUCAUUCCAACAUUACGCGGCACCUGAAGUAACUGACAGUGAACUGGUGGAUGUCACUGGUGCCGGUGACUCAAUGGUGGGAUGUCUAGUCUAUGGAAUACUGAACAACAAGAGUGAACAAGAGAUGAUGAAGAUUGGAACAAGAUGUGCACGUUCAAGUCUCAUGUCAUCAGAUCCAGUUUCAUCAUUGAUCAGUCCAAAGAUAUGUGAGUAA